CCAAAAUCAUAAAGAAAAAUCACAAUUACAGCUGAACAGAAGUGCUGUCAACAAAAGUCAAAACAUUUCGUGGGCAAACAGGAACGAUGGACGCCGUCGAAACAAAACCACAAAUCUGCAACAUUCCAGAAACCAAAAUUCAGCCCGUAGAAAUCGAGAUACUGCCCGUGGUGUACGACAUCAUCCGAAGUGUUGAGAAGGAUCCGAUAGAUAACACCGCGAAACAAAAGGAAAGUGCCGAGUGCAGCCAUAAGGUCACUGAGCUUCAAAAAACACUCGACGCAGCCCGAUCAACCAUCCGCAAGCUGCACGGGAUCGAGUACAGCAAGGAGGAGCAGCUGCGGCGGCUCGAAAGUUUGCGCAAACAGCUCGCCCUGAAGCAGCAACUGAUCAAGAAGUACAAGAACGUCCAGUUCUAGAAGCCCGAACCCGCCGCCCCGAACCG
Messenger RNA from Anopheles arabiensis, 445 nucleotides. It is a transcript of the gene MED9, whose product is annotated as mediator of RNA polymerase II transcription subunit 9. Lineage: Eukaryota; Metazoa; Arthropoda; Insecta; Diptera; Culicidae. The transcript has 4 exons. Gene Ontology annotation, biological process: regulation of transcription by RNA polymerase II. Bases 87 to 419 code for a protein of 110 amino acids. Gene Ontology annotation, cellular component: mediator complex. The record is from RefSeq and is a predicted model, not a curated record. Gene Ontology annotation, molecular function: transcription coregulator activity.